This is a messenger RNA of Symbiodinium sp. CCMP2592, 420 nucleotides long. The record is from the annotation of a GenBank genome assembly. NCBI's taxonomy places the organism in Eukaryota, Dinophyceae, Suessiales, Symbiodiniaceae.
AUGAACUGCUUUGGAGAUUCGCCCUGGGAGCUUUGUGGAUUGGAAAGCAAAGAUGAGUCUAGCCUUAUGAAGUACAAGUUUGUAUGUAUCGACAUUCGGAAUUUCUCGGAUGGGGACUUCUUGCAGGAACUGCUGAAAGCCCAUGGGGGUUCCUUACCCGAGAUCUGCAACAUCACCGGCUUUCACAACAAGCUCAUCCACUAUGAUACGCUUCAUGUGUGCUACAGGGGCUUCGCCCCGGACCUGGUAGCAUCGGUGAUGCUUGAUAUCUUCCCCGAUCGGGGGGGCUUGAUCAAGGCUCAUGACCUGUGUUGUCUGUGGGCGAAAGCUAAUGGUGCUGAACUCGCUUGCGACGACUUCAUAUUGAAUGCUGAUGAGAAAUAUGCCACACUUAAUGCCAAGGGUGCUGACAUUAAGCUU